Protopterus annectens (West African lungfish) is the source of this 2679-nucleotide messenger RNA. It is a transcript of the gene CFAP206, whose product is annotated as cilia and flagella associated protein 206. The transcript has 14 exons. Gene Ontology annotation, biological process: sperm axoneme assembly; regulation of flagellated sperm motility; regulation of cilium beat frequency. Gene Ontology annotation, cellular component: axoneme; ciliary basal body. Bases 499 to 2364 code for a protein of 621 amino acids. The record is from RefSeq and is a predicted model, not a curated record. NCBI's taxonomy places the organism in Eukaryota, Metazoa, Chordata, Ceratodontiformes, Protopteridae.
GCUACCCAGAUUUCGUUUGCCACUUCAGCUGCGAGGUUGCUUCCUUACUGGCUCAGGCUUAGUUAAGCUUACCAUACGUCCAGUUUUCCCCGGACAUGUCCUCUUUUUGUGCUCCUGUCCGGGUGGUUUUUUAAACUUCCGAGAUUUGUCUGGGUUUUACAAUCCCGAGUCAGACUUCAAAUCUACGCAUGCGCAGAAGGUAGAAGAGCUCGCGAGAGCGGCGAGACUGUGUUGUUUGCGUGGGGAGAAGCAGGACUGUAUGUGUCAGGGAGGAGGACCCAGCCACAGUGACAGCCGGUCAUCAGUCACAGAGUCGGAGUCUCCGUUUCGGAUGGUUUUUCGAUUUUUCUACUUCUGGUAACUAUGUUAAAUAAUGGAAACAAAGUCAAGAUUGCAGGACUAGUGGGGAUUUUCCUAUGCUGAUGUCUCAGAAGAGUGCGAGUGUCUAAUGCUUGUUUAAAAGGAAAUUGGCAAAGAAUUGAACUGAAUCACUCAAGGAUGUCACGAGUACAAGCAGAAAGUGUCAUUAAGAAUAUAAUUCGUGAAAUAGGCCAAGAAUGUUCCAGCAAAGGACAUACUGUGUCUGAAACACUGGUUGCUUUUGUGGUUAAAGCUGUUGUGUUAGACCCAAGGAAUGAAUUUAAUGUAGAGAGAACACUUACAAAAAGUGACGUGCAGAAACUUAUCAAGCUUUGUGUUGAUCGCCUUCUUGAUGUGAAAAGUCCAUCGCUAGACACCAUCAAGAUGCAGGUUUACUUUGACAUGAAUUACACAAGUAGAGAUGAGUUCCUACAUGAGCACCAUCGGGUGCUGGAGUCCAGACUGGCUCCUGUGAGUCGAGAAAUUACAGACAGUCGUUCUCGAACCCGAGAGGAACUAGAAAGUCUAUACAGAAAGAUUGUCAGCUAUGUAUUGCUUUCUUCUGGCCUUGGAUCUCCUACAGAUAUUAGUAUCGUGAGAGAAGCAACAGCUGCUCUGCAGAGUGUAUUUCCUCAGGCUGAGUUGGGUACCUUUCUAUCUCUGAAUAAAAAAGACAAAGAACGACAACUGAAUGAACUGACAAUGAUUGUUACAGGAAUUCGAUUGUUUAACAAAGAUGGAGGGAAGGGAGGAGAAGGCAUUGAUGACUUACCUGCCAUUCUCAAUGAAGCUAUUCCAGCUACUAGCAAGCAUAUUGAAGCUGAACUGCAGCAGUGCCAACAGUUAAUUUAUUCCUAUACAGCACUGAUAGAGCAACUGGAAGAGAAACACCACCUGACUAAAGUUCCUGAGACCAUGUGGUUUGAAGCGUUAUACAAUGUGAGACAGCAUGAGGUGUUUUUACAUGUUAUUCUGUCUGAUGUCAUCUAUUGUGCUAAACAAGUGGAGAUGCUAGAGAAUCAGUUAGCAUCUCAAAUGGAACAACUAAGAACUACAGUUCGGGCAAAGACAGCCGUUCCAACAGCACUUGUGUAUCCACAUUUUAUUGCUCUUUCCAACAUAUGGACUGGACUUCAGAAUGAAAUGGUGCUUCUUAGUGUCCUUAGUAAUCUGGCUACCAACCUGCUACCAUUCCUGGGCACCCAUGCUGAGCUUUUUCCUGCUGAAGCGAUGCAGCCAUUACUGGAUCAACUGAAUGUUAAAACCGAUGAGCAAAGACUACAAGAAACCUUGGGACAAAGGGUAAAUAUAGCUGAUUUCAAGAAACAAGACUGGCUCUUUCCAGAAACAACAGCUAACUUUGACAAAUUGCCACUGCAGUAUCGGGGCUUUUGUGGUUUCACAAUUGCAAAGAAACAUGGCCUCCUUCUACCAGGCAAUCCUGAUAUUGGAAUUUUGAAACACAAAGAGAAAUAUUAUAUCUUCAGUUCCAGGGAAGCAGCUUAUGCAUUUGCACAGCAGCCUGAGGAAUACCUUUUGACAAUAGCUGAAAAAGCUAAGCAGCAUGCAGAACUUAUUCAACUAUUAGAGCUCCAUCAGCAGUUUGCAGCAGUCACUCCUUACUCACAGGCAAAAACAAAUGAAGCACUUAUGAUAAAGCCAAUAACUAAAUGUGACAGUAGUACACAGACUGAUACCCAUUUAGUAGAGUCCAACAUUGUGAAGUCAUAUGAAUGGAAUGAGUGGGAGCUAAGAAGAAAAGCAAUAAAGCUGGCAAAUUUACGUCAGAAAGCAACCCACUCAAUGCAGACUAAUCUUAGCCAUAUGAGAAGAGACAACACUUCCCAAGUAUACCUUCCAAAACAGGUUGGCACACAGACCAAGAGAGACAGUGCAAGCAAUGUACCAAAACCACAGAUUUAUUUGGCAGGGCUUCGAGGAGGCAUGUCCAAAACUACACAUAUGGUCAAAAUUAAUUUAACCAGAGAUGUUGAUGAAUCCUAAACAUUACACGAACAGUGGAGAAUACAGUAGUAGCUAUUCUAUUUAAAAUACUACCUGUAGAUUGUUGACAGCUCUAUGCAAACUAUUUUAGUACACAUGAACUUCAAGGUUUGAUGUUUUAAAAUAUAAUUCACAAAGCAGUUAAUUAGAUCACUUAAGAAUGAACAUUGAUUAUAGCUUCAUUUUUCUUAUCCUUCAUGUUGUCAGAAUAUAUUUAUAUUAUAUUUUUCUGAUUUAAUUUUAUCUGAAUAUUUGUAUAACUGCUGCAAUUGAUAAUGUUUGAAUCCACACAAUAAAGAUGGCAAAGAAGUUUUA